This is a messenger RNA of Anopheles coluzzii, 867 nucleotides long. RefSeq names its product transmembrane protein 141. NCBI's taxonomy places the organism in Eukaryota, Metazoa, Arthropoda, Insecta, Diptera, Culicidae. The record is from RefSeq and is a predicted model, not a curated record. The coding region runs from base 526 to 867 and encodes 113 amino acids. The transcript has a single exon.
UUUGUUUAUGUUCCUCACUCCAAGGUGGAAUGUAUAAUGAGGUGUAGUUAUAGCGCUUUUGGCGAUCCCCCCCCUGGGCUCCGAUUUUGACAGAUGGUUUUCCGCUUGUAUAUGUAUUGAUGGAUUGUUUACGUUUUGCAUGGUCAAUAUUUGGUGGAGAUCAAUUUGGGUGAAUAUUUUAGUUUAUUAGAACACAGUUCGUAAUUUAAAAUGGAAAUUUUUCUUCGAGAACUUGAAGCGUUCGCCAAAAGCGGAAAACUAACUGUCAGUUUUCUUCGUCGAUUCUUCUUCCACCUAGCUGUCAAAACGGGCUUAUAACUUGACCUGAUAUCUUUACGGUCCUUGUCCUCACUCCCAAAACAGACCAUUUCGUGCGGUCAGCGAUCGCACUUUAGCAGAAUCGUGAAGGUUGCGUAACGUGGUCGACCAAAAAUCGCACCAGACAAACAAUCGUUGGGCAGUGAGCCAAUAAAUCCCCUUUUUGGCCUACCUCAUCCAUCCGGCAACACCCGUCGUGGCAACGCAAUGAACGACAUACGUCAGCUGAAGGACCAACAGCGCGACAAACAUCCAGGCUUUGAUUCGUACAUCGAGUGCAUGAGCCGGUCGUUGUUUACGGGGUUGGCGACGUUUUCGCUCGGGUUUGCCGGCAUUUACUUCCUGCAGCAAAUCGGCCAGCGCUAUCUGCCGUACACGAAGAAGGGCAACAUACUGGUGGCUACGCUGGUCGCAACCGGUGCCGCGUACAAGGUGACCUCCGACCGUACCCGUGCCUGCCAGGCCCGGUGGAUGGCCGUCGAGGAGAAGUACAGUGUGCUGCAGGACGCGAUCGAACCGGCUGUACCGUCGAAGGAGACGAUUGUUUAG